Sardina pilchardus (European sardine) is the source of this 2148-nucleotide messenger RNA. It is a transcript of the gene plp1b, whose product is annotated as proteolipid protein 1b. NCBI's taxonomy places the organism in Eukaryota, Metazoa, Chordata, Actinopteri, Clupeiformes, Clupeidae. The record is from RefSeq and is a predicted model, not a curated record. Gene Ontology annotation, molecular function: structural constituent of myelin sheath. Gene Ontology annotation, cellular component: myelin sheath; plasma membrane. The transcript has 7 exons. Gene Ontology annotation, biological process: central nervous system myelination; axon development. The coding region runs from base 253 to 1029 and encodes 258 amino acids.
AGAGAGAGAGAGAGUUUGUGUGUGUUUGUGUGUGUGUGUGUGAGAGAGAGAGAGAAAGGAAGAUCGCAACAAGACUGUGCCCAGCCGGGUCAUGUCCUGUUAGACUGGACCUCACCGCACCUGUCCUGGACUAACCCCCACGACGAGACCUCUGGCUCUGAGAGGAAGCUGCUGCUCGUUCGUCCACUCGCGCUUUUCGGGUGAACAAUCUCUGGCUGACGUCGGGACGCUUGUGACCAGCGGCGAGGACAGAUGUUUCCAGUAAAGCAGCCCUGGCUAUGCAAAGCCUUAGGUUGUUACGACUGCUGCGUGCGCUGUCUGGGGGCAGUGCCCUAUGCCAGUCUGGCUGCCACCCUGCUGUGCUACGCGGGCACGGCUCUGUUCUGUGUCAGCGGGCACAUGGCGCUGGCGCAGACCGAGGUGCUCGUUGAGAUGCACUUUGCGCGGAACAUCCAGGACUACGUUAUUCUGGCGUCUUUUAUUAAGUACUUCCAGUACGUCAUCUAUGGUCUGGCCUCCUUCUUCUUCCUGUACGGCAUCCUGCUGUUGGCAGAAGGAUUCUACACCACCAGCGCCAUCAAACAGAAGUUUGGAGAGUUCAGGAGCACACAGUGUAGUCGCUGCCUAAGCCUGACAUUAGUCAUCGUGACCUACAUCCUGGCCAUCAUCUGGCUGGCAGUGUUCGCCUUCACCGCCAUACCCGUGUACUUCUUCUUCAACAUGGAGGACACGUGCCACACCAUCAACAUCCUGGCCGAGACCACCACCAGCAUCAACCAGCAUGCCUGGGUCUGCAUGGACGCCAGGCAGUAUAGUUUACUUCCCUGGCACGCAAUGCCCGGCAAAGUCUGUGGGAUGACCCUGGCGGCCAUCUGCAAAAGCACCGAGUUCUUCUGGACCUAUGACCUGUACAUCGCUGCCUUUGCUGGAGCUGGAGUGACUCUGCUGUCACUGUUCCUUUACUUGGUGGCCACCACUUAUAACUAUGCUGUCUUGCGGUUCCUGGGAAGGAAGGCAAUGCGUUGCUAGGUGCCGCAUCCCCAGACACUCCGUCUUGCCGCUGUGCUUUGCUCUUUGUUGUCGGCUAUUGAGUCCGUGGGGAAAUCAUAGCAGAGCUUCAUGAAACUCGUUUCUCGUGAAACACCUGCUCAGUGGGACAAAAAAAACAUCACAGAACUCACAUAUAGAAAAAAGAAUAAUAUAAGUAAUGUACACCAGUGCAACCAUCUUUGAAUGGCUAGUUAGUUUAGAACACGAACAUGAUCUGGGGGAGGAAAUGUGAUGUGAUUGAGAUGCAAGGUGAGAUAAGGCGGUUUGCACUUUGUUUGAGCACCAGGAUAAGAGUUGAAUACUAGCUUUUGCUCUGUCUAACAUCAAGUCAGGGGUCCCCUGUCUGCUAGCCUGCUCCUCACUUUUUCUGGCGUGAGAUCAGAGGCUCAUGACCACUUACCAUACUUUUCCCCAACAUCUGAGGAUGUCCUUGUCUAUAUUUGGUUUGGGCCUUUGAGGUAACCAGUAUGACAGUGUUUUUUUUUUUCCAUGUUGCUGCUGGAUUGUUAUUUGCUGUGCUGCCUUUAUAUCCAUGUUUCAUACAUCUGCCCCAUACACCCAUGUGUUUGUAUCAUCUUUGUAUAUUGUCCACUUGUGCUGUAGCCUGAAUGCUACGAUUUGUUUAGAAGUGAAAGUAACAGUAAUACGACCAUAAUGAAUAUGUAAAUGCUACUGCCAAAGCAAUUUUCAAAAUGGCUUUCAAGUACUGAUGAAGAGAAUUGGUGCUACCUAUAUUUUUUAUCCAUUUACUUCAAACACUUUAAGCUUCUAUUCUUACCUUUCUCAUCUGUCUUUUCUAGCACUUUGUUUUUUCUCCCAACAUAGCUAAUCCUAGUUUGAGUAUAAAGUGAACGUAACCAAUGGCAACAGAUUGAAAAUAUCAACAAUUUUUUUCUUUUAAUGUAAUAAUAAUGAGUGAGUAUGUUACUCUUUCUGUUGUAUAUUAAAUAAUCUGAAUCCUGUGAGAUUGUUGGUACUGAAACUGUAUACUUUCUGUUUUAACACACAGAUUGUGUCGAUGAGAAUGAGAAUGUUCACAUGAAUGUCAGUUCAUCUAAAAAAUAACAAAGAAUAAAUUCACAGUUUUAUUAAAUCAAA